UUUAUCUUUAGUACCAAUUUUCAUUUUUUUGUUUGCCUGUGCCCCUUGGCUUCACACAUGCAAACACACACAUGCAGCAACAGCUGAGUGGGAAGGAUUUGAUGCAUUUGCUAGAAUUUCUACAGCGCGCAGAAGAAUCCCUGACUACACUGUCCAUUAAUGUGAUGUGUUUGUGCAAGCGCUUCUCGACUUCUCCCUUUCCUCUCCUGCUGUCUUAAAACAAAGCAGUCGUCAUUCCCAUCCAACAGAAUCAAGUUGUUCCAAAUCGCACUAGAAAUCUUUUGUUUUCUACAAAAAAAAUAAUAAUAAUCAAAAUAAAUAAAUAUGUAUAAAGCCAACGUUCAAGCCCCCCCAACCCCCCUCCCGCCUCCUCUUCACUCUCUUGAAAACUCUUUAGGCUUUUCCAGCUGAGCGAUUCAGGCUGAGGCGGGCGCAACCGCACUAGAGUGGAAGUCGUGCUGGACUGGCGUGAUAACCGGUUGCAACUAAAGGAACACCUGAUUUGUACUUAAUCAUGCGUCUCCAUGAUGGACUAUGUUGAUCGCUAAAGUUGACUCUGGAUUUGUAGUUUUGGGCUCUUUGCGAGGCAUGGCUCUCCUUUUAACUUGCUUAUUCCUGCUUUGUUACAGCACGAUCAGUGUUUGGGGGAAUCAGCACAGUGAGACCAGUAUCUACUUGGAUAACAUCACGCGUAUAUUGGAUAGAUUACUGGAUGGGUACGACAACCGUCUACGACCUGGAUUUGGAGGGCCUGUCACAGAGGUCAAAACUGACAUAUUUGUCACCAGCUUUGGACCUGUAUCAGAUGUGGAGAUGGAAUACACCAUGGACGUGUUCUUUCGUCAGACGUGGAUCGACGAACGGCUAAAAUUCGACGGUCCAAUCGAGAUCCUGCGGCUCAACAACCUGAUGGUCAGCAAGAUCUGGACCCCUGACACCUUCUUCCGGAAUGGCAAGAGGUCGAUUUCUCACAACAUGACCACCCCCAACAAGCUGUUCCGCAUUAUGCAGAACGGAACAAUCCUCUACACCAUGAGAUUAACUAUAAAUGCAGAGUGCCCUAUGCGUCUGAUGAACUUCCCAAUGGAUGGACAUGCCUGCCCACUCAAGUUUGGAAGCUAUGCGUACCCCAUCAGCGAGAUUGUGUACACAUGGAAGAAGGGGCCGUCGUCGUCUGUUGAAGUUCCACAGGAGUCUUCCAGUUUGUUGCAGUAUGACCUCAUAGGUCAAACCGUGUCAAGUGAGAGAUUAAAGUCAAACACAGGUGAAUAUGUCAUCAUGACGGUUCACUUUCAUCUCCAAAGAAAAAUGGGUUUCUUCCUGAUUCAGACGUACAUUCCCUGCAUAAUGACCGUCAUUCUGGCUCAAGUCUCCUUUUGGAUUAAUAAGGAAUCGGUUCCUGCUCGGACUGUUUUUGGUAUCACAACCGUCCUGACAAUGACGACUCUCAGCAUCAGCGCCCGCCACUCCCUCCCAAAAGUUUCCUACGCCACAGCAAUGGACUGGUUCAUAGCCGUUUGCUUCGCCUUUGUCUUCUCUGCUCUUAUUGAGUUUGCGGCUGUCAACUACUUCUCCACCCUUCAGGCCAAUCGGGAACUGCGGAAAGCAGCAGCCAUGAAGGCGGCAGCUCAAGAGGCAGCAGCUGCAGCCGCAGCUGCGGCCACCGGGAACGAUGGCGAGGUUUCAUCAGUGGAUGCCAGCAGUGUGCUGAAGAAGAGAAUGAACUCCACCCCACUGUUUGAGCGUCCUGCCAAAACAUUUCCGAACCCACCUGUCAAUGCUCAAGCUUUCCUGCAGCAAGGUUCAGCAGUCCCGGCCAACAAUGUUCUGACUGGCACCAGCAUCAUUGACAAAUAUUCCCGUAUCCUCUUCCCUCUUUCAUUUGGCGCCUUCAACCUGGUCUACUGGAUUGUAUAUCUCACCAAGGACACUAUGGAGAUGUCCAGGGACACCAUCUAAGAAAUUGUCUUCCUGGAAAAUGUCUAUUUAUACGAACUCAUACAAAUAGAAAAGAACCCUCACAAAUACAGUCACCUUUAUGUUAUAUACUCACAAAUUAAAAUAGCAGAGAGAUGUUUGCCAGGCACUCUUUUUAUGCUGCCUUGGUGUAUUGUGUUUCUUUUCAAGUUGUCCCACAAAAGGGAGUAGCUCCUGCUGCCAAUUUGACCAGGGAGCUCAAAAUGGAAGUCUCCAGCUUUGGAAGCACAUCAAACGACCAGUACUUCUAUUAAUUACACUUCUGCACUGUUGAGAAAGAGGACCUACAUUUAAGGACCUUCUUAUUUUUUAUAUAUAUAUUUUAAAACCUGCGUCCAUCUGGAGUAUGUUGAGUCUGAGUGAAUGGGACAAUGGUUGCUGAAUUGUAUGUUUUCUUUUCCUUAUUUUCCUCCAGCUGUAAUGUGAGCAUGCAUUUUCAGGCAUUAGUGUGACUUUGCAUGUGCACUGGACAUGGUGCAUUCCCAUUUUUUUUAAAAAGUAGAACACACUUGAGGAAACUGUGUCGCGACUGAAUCUGUUGAACCUCAGUAAUUUGCGAGAAGUUUUGCAAAAAUGUGUUACCAAACCUUUUUAAUAUGUUUCGACUCAUCAGUAAAGUUCAUCUUGUUUGACGGAGUUCAAAGAAGGGGAAUGUUUUUUAUAGUGUACUUCACAAAAACUGUGGCCUGCCUGGUGGAACAUUUACUUUCACAUGUAUAUGCAAAUAUUUACAUGUAAAAGCUGAAACGUGCAUUCAAGUCUUUAAAGAUUGGAGAUUUUCCCCAUGAAGAGAUUACCAUAUAUGUCCCAGAUGUCCUAAAGACAGAAAUAAACUUAAGCCUCUUUCAGACAUGCACUUCUCUACAUUGAAGCUGACAUUAACUGAUCAUGUUGGCUUCAUGUCGGUUCAUGUCACCAAGUACAACCUGUGCAGAAAUGUGCAAAAGGUAAUCCUAAAUGGUAGACACUAAGAAAAAAGUUGACUGAGAAGGGACAUGUAAUUGUUAAAUAUUGGAGGACAAACAAAGUCCCUCUAUGGUUCUGAGUGCCACCCAAACAAACUAUUGCCCAAUAGAGGUGCAACGAUUGAUUUAAUUGAUGAAUCCAUUUAUAUCCCAACAAUCCAGCCAGAUCAAUCUAAAAUGAAAUUCAUUGGUCAUAAUAGAUCUUGGGAAAUACCAUUUGGAUUGAAGUAUUGUUGGUGUAUUUUGCUUUAAUAUAAAAAUACUCAAGGGCAAUCACAGCGCCAACACACGUGAUUGUAGCAAAAAAUGAUCAAACCAUCAUUACAGUCCAUGGUGUGGAAACCUUUUUGAAUUGAAGAAAAAAGUAAUAUUCUAAUAAUGUUCCGUUUGUAUUACUUUGAUGUGGAAAAACAACUUUAUUGAACUAAAAUGUGAUUCGUUUUUCCAUUAAUUCUUGUUUCCAAAUUUGUUUGCUCACAAUUUAAUUACAAGAAAAUACAAGGAAUCUGGAAAACUUUACCUGCUCUGAUCAGUACCCAGGUACGUAUCUCUGAGUCACACUGGAGGAAUAUUUGGCUAAAGAUAUCCUUGAUCAAUUUUAGGUUAAUGAAUUGGAUUGUUUAAAUCACAAAUUAUGAUAAAAAUUCAAUCCUUUUAAACAUGAACUGUUACACCCCUAUUCCCUGACACCCCAGCCAGCAAUAUGGUUUAAAAGUGGGCAGAAAAUGUGGGCCCCGAAUGGGUUUGUUUGCAGUUUCCGUGGUGGCCCCACCUGUGUUUGCUCACCUUGGCUGAAGUGGCUACGCUAUCCAGCUGCCUGGUGGACAGCGUAGUGAGCUCUGCUGCCCAUGGUCGGGCAGAGCUAGUAGGGUCACUGCCCAGGCUGCCGGUCUCUGAACAACGAAGCCAAUCUGGGCAAAGCUGGGGCCACCCUGGAAAAUGCAGACAAACCCAUAUGGGACCCACAUUUUCUGACAACUUUUAAACCAAAUGGGGUCCAUUUGGCCGGAUAAGCUGGGACCCAUUUAAUUUUUUUCAUAAACUUCCCCUCAAUGUUCAACCUUUGAAUCCCCUCGAACACACAGUUGAUGCAAGAAUCUCAAACAUCUCCAGAAUGGCAGAUUGGUCGAGUCGGGUCUUGUCGUACUUUAGCAAUCAAUUGGAAAUCCAUUGGUUAUGUGGCCUCAGUUGAUGUCCUGGUCCAUAACUGUAUCCAACCAUAUGCAGCUACUUAAAAAACUUUUGUCGACGAGAAAGAAGAAUCAUAUUUCUGUGUUUUUGGUAAGUUCUUGAUGAGGUAAAACUGCUUUGUUUGCACUCAUUUUUGCAUGUACUUUUAAGGGUCCAAGAACCAUUUUUGUACUCUUUUUCUAAGUAUUUUAGGCUUUACAUGGGUUAGUGUGUAAUGGUGACCGGUUAUUUUUAAUGUGUUCACCUGCCAUUGGGACUCAAACUACAGACCAUGAACAUGUAAAGGAAGAAAGGAAGGAAAGCAACAAAGGAAGCCAGUCACCCCAUAAGCUACUAUUUUUGCUUCCUUCCAAUAUAUAGAAUUUAUGAAGCCUGGCAAUAACCUCUUUUCUCCAGGGAAGAUUUAUGUCUUUAUAGACCAACAUCAUUUUGCGUCUUCAUUCUUAUUGUUUCUAUUUAUUGUAGCAUUUUUAAUUGAAGUUAAAGGAUUCCCGCACUGGUUGCCAGUUAUUUCUCGAGAUAACGGGCAACGCUCGCUGUUUUCAUUAAAAAACUGAAAAAGACGAAAUUGAAUCUAUCAUUGUCAAUUACAAAGGAAGCCAAAACAUAUUCCUUUAUAAUCCAGUUUGUGUGGAUUUGCAUAUGAUUAUGCACAGUUUCUGCUUAAGUGAGAAGGAUAACAUGUGAAGCCCAUGUGGCUUCUAAAAAUAAGGUGGUGUGUUUACUUCUUGGUGUCAUCCAUCAUAAGUAGAGGAGCAUGUUCUCAUUAAAGCAUUUUUUUUUUAUAAGAAAAACACCUUUUUGAAUAGAAAAUAGGAACAAUUUCAGAGUAGCUUAGCCGUUGUCGCCACAACAAAUCAUUCUUUAAUAUAUUUAUAUAGUAUAUAUUCUUAAUGUCUUAAAGAAUGGGACACUUUGGUUCAGUUACCAUGCAACUAGAAACCAAAAUGAAACAAUGACUGAGUACAUUCAAGAAAUAUGCAAUAAAAUCAGAAUGCAGUGCAAUUAGGGGGCAGUAGAGCUUUGACUAAACUUUCUGUAGAUUAGCAGCUACUGUAUAGCAUCAGUAUAUGCAACAAUGUUUUAAAACUGAUUUCAUGUUAUCCAAGUAAUGUAUGUUUUAAUGUGCAUGACAAGGUUAAGUGAGAUCAGAUUUGAUCUUUACUGUAUAUAAAAAAAAACUAUCUUUUUUUUCUUUUUUUUAAUUAAAGCUCAUUUAAAAGGAAGAAGUCGUCAUGCAAAUGUAAUUUGAGCAUGUGUACUUCAAGUCUACCUUCAUGUGUGACUAUAACCUCAUGUUGUACAAAGGAUUAUAGAAGACCUGUUGUUGGAUGUAUUAUUUUUCUUUCAUGUACAGACAAAAAAAGACCAGAAAGAAUGUUGACAUCAAAAUAAAGUUUCCAAGUUUCUUGUUUUA
Messenger RNA from Oryzias melastigma (Indian medaka), 5550 nucleotides. RefSeq names its product gamma-aminobutyric acid type A receptor subunit alpha6b (gene gabra6b). The transcript is spliced from 10 exons. Gene Ontology annotation, cellular component: GABA-A receptor complex; synapse; neuron projection. The record is from RefSeq and is a predicted model, not a curated record. Bases 535 to 1959 code for a protein of 474 amino acids. NCBI's taxonomy places the organism in Eukaryota, Metazoa, Chordata, Actinopteri, Beloniformes, Adrianichthyidae. Gene Ontology annotation, molecular function: inhibitory extracellular ligand-gated monoatomic ion channel activity; GABA-A receptor activity; benzodiazepine receptor activity. Gene Ontology annotation, biological process: regulation of postsynaptic membrane potential; nervous system process; monoatomic ion transmembrane transport.